Messenger RNA from Danio aesculapii, 1014 nucleotides. Its product is annotated as TLR adapter interacting with SLC15A4 on the lysosome. The record is from RefSeq and is a predicted model, not a curated record. The coding region runs from base 110 to 916 and encodes 268 amino acids. Lineage: Eukaryota; Metazoa; Chordata; Actinopteri; Cypriniformes; Danionidae. The transcript has 2 exons. Gene Ontology annotation, biological process: regulation of toll-like receptor signaling pathway.
AUAAAAGUGAGGAAUGAUAGCACAAGAUUCACUGCAGGGACUGAGAGAGAGAGAAAACCAGACCCAGAACCACCUCUGAUCAACAUCCAGAGACUUCUGUACGAAAAAGAUGCUGUGUGAAGGAAAGCUCUGGAGUCUGGCUUUUGAAGCUGAAGCCGAGUGUGUAAAUCCUCCUUCAUGCACCACAGUCACAGAGCCUUCCUCAACUUCACCAAAUAAUCCCCUCUCAGCACAAAUCCCCGUCCACUCAGCUCCAGAGACCCAUUCUAAUAUAACCCAGAUGAAAACCCAGAGCUACCCUCACCCUUCCUCUAUGGCAGGACAUGGUGUGGAUAUCCCCAGGCAUGCGGACACCCCAGAAACGGAGGCAUUUCUGGUGCCUUCGAGCUGCCACAGCAUCUGCCAGCAUUACAGCGAUUUACACAUAGCAGGCGGUCAGGUGCUGCCACUCAGCCCCCAUGCAGGUGACAUACACGGCCACCACAGCCAGGAACCUCAGCCUGGACCCUUCCUUGUGUCUGAAGACGUUCCCUCACCCUCCCUCUUACCUCCUCUGGUCCACGAGUACAGGAGCUCAAGGCGCUGGAAGGAAGAAAGCGGGCGCGAGCGUCCCUCUCUCCUGCAGUUUAGCCGGCCGCUCUCCAACUCUCAGCUUAACGGCUAUCUUGAGCAGAAGCUUCUGGAGCUGUACAGACAGUACCUGACUGAGGGACCAGCUGUUAGCAAGCCUGUCAUGGCCUCUGAGCUUCUGCAGACCAGCCUGGACCAAAUGACCCUCCAGCUGAGCCGAGAGCAGAACAUGGAGACAGCAAGGGCCAAAGACAUGCUGCUCAGCUGCCUGCUCAGAGUCACCAGCACAUACCAGUCCAGCGAGAUCAGCACCCCUCUACUGCAGAUCUCCACUGAGACUCAAUGAGCUGGACAGAUAAAAGAAGAAGACUGACUGUGAGACGUUGUGUUCUGCAAAUUUUAAAAAUAAGUGCUAUUAUUAUUAUUAUUAUAAACAUGAUAUAC